CAACCGACUUUAUCGAGAAAGAUUACUUUUUUUAGGCCAAGAAGUCGAUAGCGAGAUCUCAAAUCAACUUAUAGGUCUUAUGGUAUAUCUCAGUAUCGAGGACGAUACCAAGGAUUUGUAUUUGUUUAUAAAUUCUCCUGGCGGAUGGGUAAUACCCGGAGUAGCUAUUUAUGAUACCAUGCAAUUUGUGCGACCAGAUGUACAUACAAUAUGUAUGGGGUUGGCUGCUUCAAUGGGAUCUUUUAUCCUGGUCGGAGGAGAAAUUACCAAACGUUUAGCAUUCCCUCACGCU
Messenger RNA from Beta vulgaris subsp. vulgaris (sugar beet), 292 nucleotides. The record is from the annotation of a RefSeq genome assembly. Lineage: Eukaryota; Viridiplantae; Streptophyta; Magnoliopsida; Caryophyllales; Amaranthaceae.